This is a messenger RNA of Mucor mucedo, 5396 nucleotides long. RefSeq lists its product as uncharacterized. Gene Ontology annotation, cellular component: cytoplasm. Lineage: Eukaryota; Fungi; Mucoromycota; Mucoromycetes; Mucorales; Mucoraceae. Gene Ontology annotation, molecular function: protein binding; adenylate cyclase activity. Bases 320 to 5269 code for a protein of 1649 amino acids. The record is from RefSeq and is a predicted model, not a curated record. The transcript is spliced from 10 exons. Gene Ontology annotation, biological process: intracellular signal transduction; cyclic nucleotide biosynthetic process.
GUUGAAGCUGAGCCUGUGUUGAAGUAACCAUUCUUUUUUUCUUCUUUGUCAUUAAAGAUUAUUUGUACAUUACAAAUAUAAUUCAAGCUUUUUAAAGAGACCUUAUUAUUGAGGCACACCAGUCAUGCUGAACAUUGCGCCUUAUAUUGCUAAAUAUGUAAGAUCCUUACAUGCUCGGCAAGAGCAAUUACAAAUCCCUUACAGUCAGUCACAAUUUGGUGUUGUGCUCAUGGUGGAUGUUGUGGGUAUGUCAUGUAUCGAGAUUUCUUAAUUAUUUUAUGCUCAUAUAUUAUCUACAGGUUUUAGUGCACUAACAACAAUGGCAGCCGAGAAAGGCGAUUCUGGAGCCGAGGCGAUUGCGCUUGAAAUCGGAUCAUACAUGGGUGAAUGUAUUCAAAUCAUUGAACAUUUUGGGGGCGAUGUGGUCAAGUUUCUGGGUGAUGCAGUAUUAGUUAGUUUUCAGGCCAACUCGUUUGAGGACGAAAGUGAAGUAUAUCUAGAGGAUAACACGCACGAAAAAAUGGCAAGGCAAAAGAAUUUAUUGGUCCGUAAAGCAGUUGAAUGUGGAUUACAACUACUGGCCAGAUUAUCUCAUUAUCGUGUUUAUUUAACAGCAGAAGAACGCACCAAACAUAAAUCAUCAGAAACAGGUGAAAUCGAUCGUCGAGUUAAACCAGACAGAAAUCAAAGAUUUUAUUUAUUUGACGGAGGCGGAAACGGAUCCACAAAUAGUCAAAGAUCUUCUACGUCUCGAGAUAGUCUACCGCUAGGCUCAUGCGAUAAUCUAGAUCCAUCUUACGCAGAAGAAUACUCGACUUCUUUUAAUUUAUGGAAUUGUAUACCCAAAAUGUUUGGAAAAGGAAGAAAGAAUAAAGUUUAUGCAACCAGAAGAGCAAGUGACACAAGUGAUACCAUUAAAGAAACUAUAGAUUCAAUCGAUUUAGAGUUACACAUAGCAUUAUCGUGUGGAGAUGUCACCAAUGUAAUUUUAGGCGACAUGAAUAAUACUGCAUCCGCUCCCAUUUCACCGACAACAGCUAAAAGACAACAACGAUUUUCAUAUGUCAGCUCAAACGGAACGGAAGAUGUUGAUUAUAACGUCGAAUAUACCGGGAGAUUAGAGUACGCUAUUUGUGGUCCUGCCGUCGAAUCCCUGGAGGAUGCGUUAAAUGCAGCAAAAGCUGGUGAAAUGAGUAUCACGCCGGAAGCUUACGAUCUCUUUCAAAAUCAGGCCAUGAUGAGUUUAUCCUUUGAGAAGCGUAAACAAUUUUAUGUGGUCACGAGUUCGGAUUUUAGUAAUCAACGGAAAAGCCUUCGUCCCAUGCACCAGAAAGGCUCACCCUCACCUAAUGCAAGCUAUCUCGCUAAUCGUCCUGGUCUGAUGACUCGAGCUGCUACCCUUAAUAUCGAACCUUUAAUACCUCGUACCAGAGAUACAUCCUAUCUGGAACUCACAACAGAUCCAAACCCUCACUAUUUCAAAUAUAUCAAUCGUAGCGCUCUUAAUCGACUAAAGCAUAGCCCAGACGAUAAUUUUCCCGCCCAGUUUAGAGAUGCUACCAUCAUGUUUAUCAGUCUAGGUAAACUAAAUGUGGCUACACCAGAAGGUAUACAAAUUGCACAGCGAGCUUCUAUGGCAACCAUACAAGCCCUUGUGAAAUAUGAAGGAGUACUUCAGCAAUUUGCAGUGGAUGAUAAAGGCGCAACAUUGCUAGCAGUAUUUGGACUUCCACCUCUUUCACAUGAACGAGAAGCGGUAUUUGCCGCAAAGGCAGCAAUUGAUCUCCGAGAGACAUUUGAAGGAUUUCUGGAAGAUUUUUCAAUUUCUUUAUCGACAGGCAUCAUUUUUAAUGCUGUACUCCCACAAGGGAAUCCUUAUCGACGAGAUCCAGCGAUUGCGGGAGAUACAAUUAUCAUGGCAGUGCGUAUGUUGAAAUUUCCGUUUUCAAAAAAGAACAUUGUAUGUGAUUUUGCCACCAAGCAGCAAAUCGGAAGAGCGUGUGAUUUUGAGGAUUACGGCGAGAACUUUGUGAAGGGUAAAAUGAAGCCUAUUCCACUGUAUGGAAUUAUUCGAUUUGCGACAUUAAAGACCAAACGUAUUUCAACCCAGAGUCAGGAAAAGAACUCAGAUUUUAUUGGGUAUCGGUCAGAGAUGGGUACAGCGACAGAUUUUUGCGAUGAAUGGGGGGAGUCUCCUAAUAACCACCUGUUGGUGAUCUCGGGACCUUCCGGUGUCGGUAAAAGCUUCUUUUGUCAUGCACUAAGUCGAACCAUUAGCUCACAUGGCACCAUUUGUUGCUGGUCUUCGUCCACAGAAGUUGAGAAAAGUUCGAAAUAUUAUCUGGUAAAAAACAUUUUAUUGGCCUUAUUUGAAAUCAUUGAUUCGGAACAAGUGCCUCAAAACCCUAAAAGAAGAGUACCUUAUUUGACUGGAUCGGGUGGUAUUCAAUUAAAUGAUUCGAUAAAUUCUCAUGCAGCACCAGGUGAUUUUUCUACGGCUUCUUCAACAUCAUCCGUUGUUCCUUCGCCCACUACAGUAAAAGAUGCGGCGAUAAAUACAAUGACUAUGGGCAUUACUCGCAGAUUGACCAACUAUUCAUCCGUAUCAAGGUCCUCUAUUGGGGAUACAGGUGACCCUAUUUCAGAAGGUUCAAAUGAACUGGCAGACCUUAUCACGCGAUGUCUCCGAAUUUGCGGAGAGGAAGAUGGCUUUCUCCCUUUAUUCAAGGUCGUCUUUAAUAACCUAUCAGAGAUUGAAGAUAAUCGAUACACACACCGUCUGGAUGGCCGUGGUCGCGAUAUUUUACUUACUGGUCUCAUCACACGUAUGAUACGAUACGUAACAGAACAUGUCGGUCUUGUGUUUUUCUCGGACGAUGUUCAAUGGGCGGAUUCUGCCUCGAUUCGAUUAUUGCAACAUAUUCAUGAACACUGUCAACGUGCCAUGUUGAUAUUAGCAACACGACCAGUCAAAGAUUAUAACGUGGCAUUUAUAAAUAACUUUCGAGCCACGGGUUAUUCAGAGGAAAUUGAGUUGAACGGAUUAGGGGCUGCAGAAAUUGGCGAGAUCAUUUUACAGACCUUUCAAGCCGUGGGUGUGAAAAGUGUGAGCCCUGAAAUUGUGCGUGUAAUCCAAAAGCGGACAGCAGGCAAUCCUCUUUAUGUCAAAAAUAUGGCAAUUGUACUCAAGGAUUUCAACCAUGUGACAGUAGUAGAUCGUGUCUUAGUCCCCAGUAACAACCAGUUUGAUUUGGAAGAUUUGUUGGGCAACUUUGAUUACAAACGAAUUAUCAAGAUGCAAUUUGAUCGUUUGGAAGGUAGUUUUCAAGAGUUCCUAACCGUAGCAAGCUGCCUGGAUCAAUACUUUACUAUCAAGGAAGUACAAAGUGUGAUUAAAGGAAAUAACAUGGACUUUAAAAAUGCCAGCGACAUCAUGGUACGUGAAAAAAUUGAGAGGUAUGAUGUCUAUCACUUUAUUCAGAAGAUAGACGAUAACAUCUUGGAAUCGGAUGGUCAACUCUAUACAUUUGCACAUAUCACAAUUCCACAAAGUAUCUAUGAUAUGGUGUCUUACGAAACUCGAAUUCUUCUUCAUCGGUUAUUAGCAAAGCAUUACGAAGGUCAGCUUACGCGUGAGAAUUACACUGACUUAUUAGGCAAGGUCACCCGUCAUUACCUUCAAACAGACUGGUUGGACAAGCAACUUUAUUACUUGGAAGCGCUCGCUGAUCUUAACAUGAAGUCUUACCUGUUACCAGAAGCCACAGCCAGUUUGGAGCGCAUUGUCAAAAUCCUCGACGAAAACCAAGACUUGGCAGCCUUGUUUGGUCGUAUUCAUCGCAGUGAUAUCUACCGUCGACUCGGUAUGUGUUUUACGAUGCGUACCAAAUUGAACGAGGGAGAACAUUUCUUGUUCAAGGCAUUGGAUUGUUUAGGAGAACCUUGGCCACAAAGCGAGCCGGAAUUCUUUUACAAGUUUUGGGUAAAUCGACUUGCACAAUACCGACAUCGCAAGAUCCGUGUGCUUCGGAAAUUUGACAAGGAUUUGAAGCGAGAUAUAGGAAAACGUGUGGUAGAGAUUAUGGCUCAACUUUCAAACAUUUACUUCUAUACGGGUAAAGGACGUGCGUUUGUCUAUACCUGUCUUGUGGGUCUGAAUGCAUGUGAAAGAUUGAACGAGGUCGGACCUAAUUAUACCCUCUUUUUGGCUCGAAAUUCCUUAUUGAGUUGGCUCAACGACGAAAAGGAACAAAGUAUAUUCUAUAUCACAAAAGCGUUACGUUACAUGGAUGAAAAGAAUGAUGCGGAUACACUGACUAUUUGCUCCCACUUGUGUUUUGCUGCAGGCAAGUUUAAGAAUGCACGCGAUUUGCUGUACCAGUCAAUCGAUGCAGUCAAAACCUUAGGUGUGAUCACGGAUUGUCAAGCGUUUUAUCGGUCGGUAGGACUUGUUAUUACCAUGCGGAUUUUUGAAGGUACAUUGGAUAAUUCGCCUGAUGAUCUACUGCUGUUAAAACAAAUGGCAGAUACUGCGCAUACAAAUUGUGAUUUUGAGGCAGAGAUCUGGCUAGGUGUAUACAAUAUUGGAAAUGCCUUGAUUAUGGAUCGCUUGCGUGAGUGUGAACCCUUUGUAGCUUUACUAGAGAAUCAUCUGAAACAACAGCCUGCCGAUUAUAACAGGAUUGCCAUCUAUGGUACCUUGAUCUGUUACUAUGCUCGAACUAAAAAUUAUGAAAACGCAAGGAAGCAUACCAAAAGUCUAGUUGCUAUCCUUCCAUUAUUAACAGUAACACCAAAUAUAUUCCCCAUCUUUGGCCUGAUAUUCGCUACGAUGGGUAUGUAUUGUAUGGUAGAAGAUGCAGAGGUAGAUCUUGUUUCUACAGGAGAUUCGAAAAACUAUGAACGAUUUAUUCUUGGGGUGUCUCGUAUCAAUCAUGCUUUCCAACAAGUGAAAUUCUGGGAGUUUACCCAACCGUGCUUAUACCUGGCUAGAGCAUUACCGUAUAUCAGCACAAAAAGAACUGUGGAAGGCUUCAUGGUACUACAACAUGGCGUGCUUGAAAUGCGAUUUAUCCAAGAAAUCAAAUUUCUGAAAGCAUUUUAUUGGGCUAACCUAGGUAAAUAUGCAUUUACACCCACUGACAGAAUUGAAUGGACCGAACGUGCCGCUCAUGAUCUGGAAGAGUUGCAUAUCCCUUCGCAUGUCUAUUGUAAUCCAGACCCUGCCAACUUGUACUCUCGUAAUACUCCCGCUGAUCUUACUGCUUAAUUAAUUCCCCAUACAUUCCUUUUCAUUGUAUCUAAUUCCUUUCUACUACUAGCAUCCCUCUUAAUAAUAAAAAAUCUCACAUCCUUUCCUUUCCCCUCGCGUGGUGUAUUUAGCCUUUGUCGGAGUA